Adineta ricciae is the source of this 309-nucleotide messenger RNA. NCBI's taxonomy places the organism in Eukaryota, Metazoa, Rotifera, Eurotatoria, Adinetida, Adinetidae. The record is from the annotation of a GenBank genome assembly.
AUGACAGAAACGAAUCGAUCUUGUCGAUAUUUAAUUAAAGAACGACUGUUCACAUUAGGAAAUGCUUUUAAAAUUAAAGACGAAUCUGGUCAUGUUCGAUACAUAGUUCGAUCGAAAAAAUGGACUUUGAAGAAAAAACUUGUCAUUGAAGAUACAAAUGGAAAUGCAAUUUUGAAAAUUCGAGAAAAUGGCGUGCGUUUUCUUGAUCAAUUUCAUAUUUUAUCAGCUCGUGAUGUUAUACAAUUUAUUCCAUCUACGGCGAAUAUAAAAUCAAAGGACUCGAUAUAUUCGAUCAUUCCUUCGUAUUGA